AUGGCUCUGGACGACAUAUAUCGCCAACUACACCACCUCGACAACUUGGAGCAAUCCCUGACCCCUCGACCAAAACCCCAGGAUUCAGAUGAAGAAGAUGAAUACGAGGACGAGGAAUAUGGGGAGAAGGCCAGCCCAGUAGAAGAGGACCCCGAAACAGCUCGGACAAAACAAAUCCUCCACGACCUGCACGCGCGACAGGCCGCGCUGCGAGACCAGGCAAUGACUCUCUCCCGGCCCAAUAUCCGGGCCCUCGCUCUGCUCGAUCUGCCCAACGAUCUCCUCUGCAAGGUGCUGGACUACUUUCGAGAUUCAAGGACAGAUCGCGGCUGGAUCAAGCGGCAUCAUACGAGGUCGCCUGACAACCAAAUCUGCCACCGCACCAUCCAGAGCGCCCGUCUGGUCUGCCGACUCUUCAACGACCUCGCAACGCCGCUACUCUGUCCGAUCCUGCGCGUCAACCUGGACCAGGAGUCCCUUGACCGCGCAACGAAGCUAUCUCGCUCUCCUAGAGUGGCGGCUGGAAUUCGUGCCGUCCUUGUCGAUGUGCGGUACUGUCCGCAAGAGCUCGCGGUUGAUCUGGCCAGGUUCAGGAAAUUCCGUCGCGAACAGUUAGGCGAGAUCGAAAGCUACUGCGACUGGGUGGUUGAAGGAGCUGCGCUGGCAAGCUCCGAUGGCGAAGUAGUCACAGGGGGACCGCCGACUAAGUAUGAACAGGCGAUGGACUGCUACAGGGAUAUCGUACAGGCAUGGCACGCCUACGCCAAUGAUGACAGCAGUGAUUGUGAUCGAGUCGCAGGGCCGUCUAGGAAAGCAGUCAUCUACCAGGACAUCCUCACGCAGGCCCACGAGAUCUUCCGCCAAAGGCACCAAGAGCAGCUGCAGCUACUCGAGUCCCAAUCCUAUGUGCGCACUCUCGCGGCGUGCAUCACCAUGAUGCCCAACAUCAUAUCUCUCGCCUUCACGGACAAAGACCACCCUGCCGUAUCCUACAAGACCAAACCAGAGAUCCUGUGGGACAACACGCUCCUCGCAGAGUUUAUGACGACAAGCAUCCAGUGGACCCAGAUAGAGGACCUCCCGGAUUGUGCACUCGUCCCAGCCCGUCUUCUCUGCGAUCUGCCCAUCGCCAUCCAUCGCUCUGGCGUCACCCUGCGCGAUCUCUUCAUCGGCCCGUUUCCGCUUCUACGUGAUUUCGCGCUCCUUGCGCCGGAUGCCCAGGAGGUCCCCACGGUAUGGACUGAUCUCCGCGCCGCCUGUCGCUCCCUCCGUCGAGCCAGUUUCGGCGAGCAGCUCAACAUCCAAAAGAUCCGACACGACCAUCUCGUCCCCGACGACAAACGCUAUGUCGACGAGUAUAUUAGCGCGCUGCUGUCGAGCCCAGACCUCGAGGACGUCUGCCUCCGCAUGUACCCCUUCUCCCUGGAUGACGGCUGGGAUACGAAGCACGGGAUGUACGAUAUCAGCUCUGUCCUUGCCGCCGCGCGCUGGCCGCGCAUCCGCCGCGUGUCUAUCAUUUCGCUUUCCCUGACACAGGAGGCUCUCGAUGCCUUCUGCGCGGGUCUGCCCCAGAGCACCAUGGACUACCUACACCUUGUGCUAAACCUUCUCGCCGGUAGCUGGGCCCCGGCCCUCGAUGCACUCCGCGCAAAGCUGCGUCCGCAGGCCACGGUCUACUUUCGCGCCCCAACGGGAGGCGAGUUCGAAGCUCUCGGUGCGCACAAACGAGUGCGCACCUCUGACUGGCUGUUCAAUCCAAACUUCAAAUACCCCGAGACGCCAACGUUGGUGAGGCAGGCGGCGGCGUAUCUCGCUGGUGCUGACAUGGUUAAUCCGCUCUGCUAUAGCUGA
Molecule: messenger RNA, 1851 nt
Organism: Aspergillus terreus NIH2624
Lineage: Eukaryota; Fungi; Ascomycota; Eurotiomycetes; Eurotiales; Aspergillaceae
Exons: 1
Coding region: 1-1851 (616 amino acids)
Source: RefSeq, a predicted model, not a curated record